AUGCCAUUGGAGGUAGUUUAUACUAAUGGUUUAAGAAAGCUCAAACCUUACUAUAGUACGAGAAAUACAUUCGCGAAGGGACGAUGGUUGGGCAAAACACUUUUAGAAGUACUUGUUAAAGAGUUUAAGACUUUUACAGAACAACAUUAUAUUGAUGGUAUUACAAAAGGCUUAUAUACUAUUUACAGAGAUGGGGAAUUAUUAGCAGCCGAUGAUGUGUUGCAUAGCAGAAUACAAAAUAAGGAUAUCGUCGAAACAAGAUUUCAUAAACACGAACCACCUGUGAAGCAAUGGUGUACCGAAUUGAUAGAAAACAAUGACAGGCAAGGAAGAGUAGCAGGGAUAGACUUAAUAUAUGAAGAUGAUAAUUUGUUCAUAAUCGAUAAGCCAAAUGGGAUCCCAGUACAUCCUACAGGCCAGUUUUAUAAAAACACGCUAACUGAGAUAUUCAAAACACAUGGUAAAACUGUCUCUCCCUGUUAUAGAAUAGACAAAGUGACCUCUGGAUUACUGAUUUUUGCGAAGAAUCAGGUAGCUGCAAGUGAUAUUCAAACAAAGAUAAGUGAACGGACGAUGAAUAAGUACUAUUUUGCCAGAGUGAAAGGUAAGUUUCCAGGUACACUAAGCAAUAUUUUUGGUGACAGCUACAAUAUAUCAGACAUUAUACAACAAGAUCCUGUAAUUGAAAAUUCAUCCAUAUAUACAGUUGAAUUGAAAAAGGGAUCAUUAGCUGCAUUUUCGCCAACCAGGGAAGCUGUAACUCACUUUUAUCCUAUAAAGUACUAUCCUGAUUGCGAUCACAGUGUUGUGUUAUGUAAACCAUUAACGGGAAGGACGCAUCAAAUAAGGAUACAUUUAGCCAGGUUAGGUUUCCCAAUUGUUAAUGAUCCAUUCUAUAAUAUAAAUAAUACAAAAUUUAGAAGGCGUUCUAAGUUUUUAUUAGAUUAUAAAGAACGGGAAAGCAUAGAUAAAUUAAAAUUGCAAAAUAUCUUUAAUCAAUUUGUUGAAGAAACUGCUGAACAAAAAUCAAACUCAAUAUCUAAUGAACAAGGUAGUAAAUGUUUAGAAUGUGGAAUAAACUUAUUAGAUGACUCCAGUAUUUCUGAACUUGAAAUAUAUCUACAUGCAUGGUGUUAUUCGAAUAAAGAUAAUACUUUUGAAUACAAGACUAAAAUCCCUGAGUGGGCAUAG
This is a messenger RNA of Tetrapisispora phaffii CBS 4417, 1191 nucleotides long. It is a transcript of the gene PUS6, whose product is annotated as pseudouridine synthase PUS6. Gene Ontology annotation, biological process: pseudouridine synthesis. The coding region runs from base 1 to 1191 and encodes 396 amino acids. Gene Ontology annotation, molecular function: RNA binding; pseudouridine synthase activity. The transcript has a single exon. NCBI's taxonomy places the organism in Eukaryota, Fungi, Ascomycota, Saccharomycetes, Saccharomycetales, Saccharomycetaceae. The record is from RefSeq and is a predicted model, not a curated record.